Messenger RNA from Colossoma macropomum (tambaqui), 1117 nucleotides. Its product is annotated as interleukin-8-like. Gene Ontology annotation, cellular component: extracellular region. Lineage: Eukaryota; Metazoa; Chordata; Actinopteri; Characiformes; Serrasalmidae. Gene Ontology annotation, molecular function: CXCR chemokine receptor binding; chemokine activity. The transcript has 4 exons. Bases 204 to 497 code for a protein of 97 amino acids. Gene Ontology annotation, biological process: cellular response to lipopolysaccharide; inflammatory response; neutrophil chemotaxis. The record is from RefSeq and is a predicted model, not a curated record.
UCCCGGAAUGGAGUUACGAAACUGCCACUGACUCACAGCCAAAACUCUGAGCAUUUAAAGAGGGACACAGCAGCUCACAGCACAAACACCAGCAGUUGAAACUUCAGACCCAGCAGAGUCUUCACUCCGACUCCACCACCUUCACUGUCUUCAUCGUCUCCAGUGUCUCUGGUGUCUUCAGUGUCUGAAGAGUUUCUAUCACGAUGAACAGCAGAGUCGUGGGGGUGUGUUUACUUGUGGCUGUCUUCACUCUGACUGAAGCAGGUACAAAUCUGAGUGGUCUGGAUUUGGAACCCCGGUGCCGCUGCAGUGGAACCGAGAGCAGACGGAUCGGCAAACUGAUAGAGAGCGUGGAGCUCUUCCCCCCGAACCUCCACUGCAAAGAGACGGAGAUCAUAGCGACGCUAAAGAACACCGGUCAGGAGAUCUGUCUGGACACUAAAGCUCCAUGGGUCCUGAAAAUCAUUGAGAAGAUCAUGGCUAACCGGUCACCCUAAGGUCAGACACUGCUCUCUACUCCAAGAUGUUGGUGCCAGAAUUGCUCCAAUUAAUGAUGAUGGUCUUGAUGCUGAUCCUUAGAUUCUUCUUGGCCUCUCCAUUCCUGCCAGCACAGGGGUCGUUUUGUCUCUCACGCUUUUUCAUUCUGCUUUGUACUGUGGCCACUGGCGCUUGAAAAGCACUGGGAUAAGGCUUUAUUGCUUUUCCCAUCUCCUGAGCAGCCACAAUGCACAACCAGAGGUCCAUGCUAAGCUCUCCGAUUUAGCCAUGACUUGCAGUUGCCUAGUAAUUUAGAGAACUACUGCAUGAGCUAUACUUUCUUUAUAGCUGAUCAGAAUGCUCUAGAACAUGGUAGAAAUGACCAGGACCAUUUGGAAUUGUAUACAAUCUCAUGUUUAUGCUUAUGAAUGGUAUAUACACAUAUUUUCUCAAUAAGUUGUGCCAAUUUCAAGAAGUAUGAGUAAGUUUGGACAUGGAUUUUUUUGGUAAAAGUGUAAAAUAAAAAAAGAAAAUAGUUCAAAUGUCUCAUUAACAUUUCUAGCACACUGUUUUAUCAUCGUUUAUCACAUGUUUGUUAUUUUCAGCCAUAUUGGUCAAAUAAAAUUCACUAUAAACCAAA